This is a messenger RNA of Scaptodrosophila lebanonensis, 537 nucleotides long. RefSeq lists its product as uncharacterized. The record is from RefSeq and is a predicted model, not a curated record. NCBI's taxonomy places the organism in Eukaryota, Metazoa, Arthropoda, Insecta, Diptera, Drosophilidae.
AUGGGCAGGCAAUCAGCGGCUGCUGCCCACCGCAAUGUGACAAGACUGCACAUAAGACGUAAUGUUUGGGGGCUGUUGUUGCUGCUGACCGCUUCGCUGCUCCAGGCAAGACGCAUCUCGCACAGACGUCUCAUCAUACACGUGCCCGUCAAGAUGAAGACCCAUCAUCACACGCACACCGUCUACAAAGUGUUGCACUCUGCUGGUGGAGGCGGUGGGGGUGGCGGCAUCAAGCAGACUGUCUACAAGGUACUCGGCUAUUCGGCACAUGGAGGUGGUGCCUCUGGCGGUCAUGGCCAUAGCAGCAUGGGCAUGGGACAUGGCAGCAUCGGCAUGGGCAUGGGCAUGGGCAUGGGCAUGGGCAUGGGACACGGCGAAAUCACCUACGAGGACAUGCACGGCUGUGAGAGCGGCAAACUAAUGCCCGGACAUCAAGAUAUGAUAUUUAAUCAUUAUUCUCGCCAUGACGACGAGGACUAUCCCGAGGAGGAGGACGAGUUCAUCGAUGUUAGUGAUGUGCGCGAUGCCUGGAUGUGA